GUUCUGCAGUGUGAUGUUCAGGGUCAGAAAUGCCUUAUGUGGAUCGUCAGAAUCGCAUUUGUGGUUUCCUAGAUAUUGAAGAAAAUGAGAAUAGUGGGAAAUUCCUGCGGCGGUACUUCAUUCUGGACACAAGAGAAGACAGUCUGGUGUGGUACAUGGAUAACCCACAGAAUCUUCCGUCUGGAUCUCCACCUGUUGGAGUCAUUAAACUUACCUAUAUUUCAAAGGUUAGCGAUGCAACUAAGCUAAGGCCAAAGGCAGAGUUCUGUUUUGUUAUGAAUGCAGGGAUGAGAAAAUACUUUCUACAAGCCAAUGAUCAGCAGGACCUAGUUGAAUGGGUGAAUGUUCUGAACAAAGCUACCAAAAUCACAGUACCAAAGCAGUCUGAUCCUCUGUGUCAAAUGGAUAAUGCAAAUCGUCAAGCUGAAAGCCCAGGUGGAAAGAAACAAGUGUCUUACAGGACAGAAAUUGUUGGUGGUGUUCCUAUCAUUACCCCUACCCAGAAAGAAGAAAUCAGUGAGGGCAGUGAAGGGGGUGAUAGGAAUUAUUUGAAACGGUCACAAAGUCACCUUCCUUAUUUUACUGCUAAGCAUCCCCCAGAUAAUGCUAUUAUCAAAGCUGGCUACUGUGUCAAACAAGGAGCAGUGAUGAAGAACUGGAAGAGAAGAUACUUUCAAUUAGAUGAAAACACAAUAGGAUAUUUCAAGUCUGAACUGGAAAAGGAACCUCUCAGGGUUAUACCACUCAAGGAGGUCCAUAAAGUUCAGGAAUGCAAACAAAGCGAUAUAAUGAUGAGAGACAAUCUCUUUGAAAUUGUAACAACUUCUCGAACCUUUUAUGUACAGGCGGACAGUCCAGAAGACAUGCACAGUUGGAUAAAAGCAAUUUCUGGGGCCAUUGUAGCACAGCGGGGACCUGGAAGAUCAGCAGCUUCUAUGCGGCAGGCCAGAAGGCUGUCGAAUCCUUGUAUACAGAGGAGCAUACCGAGUCUUCUUCCGAACCCAACCAUGCUCUCCGUUCUGCCGUCCCAGUCUCAGCCACCUCACAUUCCGCAGCCGCUCACGGCAGCCCUCUGGUCCCAAACCCUCACGCCAAAUACCCUGCCUUGGAGAAGCGAGGAUUUCACGAAUCUUUUACCAAGGCCAAGCCAGGGAGCUACAAGAUCCAGGUUGUCGCUCCAAGAGAAUCAGCUUCCAAAGUGACUGAAUGGGGCCUAUUGGAACCCGAAAAUAAAAAUGGCACUCAGGAACAGGAUCCUGGCCUUGUGGAUCUGGAUGAUGCAAGCCUUCCAGUUAGCGAUGUGUAGUGAUGGAAGUGUUUGGAGAAUGAUCCAUUUGUUCGGUCCUCUAAUUUCCUUGCUCGGACUUUUAACCAAAGAAAAUUAUAGGAAAUGAGAACAAAAAAA
This is a messenger RNA of Antrostomus carolinensis (chuck-will's-widow), 1405 nucleotides long. It is a transcript of the gene PLEKHA1, whose product is annotated as pleckstrin homology domain containing A1. Lineage: Eukaryota; Metazoa; Chordata; Aves; Caprimulgiformes; Caprimulgidae. The coding region runs from base 30 to 1202 and encodes 390 amino acids. The transcript is spliced from 12 exons. The record is from RefSeq and is a predicted model, not a curated record.